Orcinus orca (killer whale) is the source of this 1557-nucleotide messenger RNA. RefSeq names its product amnion associated transmembrane protein (gene AMN). NCBI's taxonomy places the organism in Eukaryota, Metazoa, Chordata, Mammalia, Artiodactyla, Delphinidae. The coding region runs from base 35 to 1426 and encodes 463 amino acids. The transcript has 12 exons. Gene Ontology annotation, cellular component: endocytic vesicle; apical plasma membrane. The record is from RefSeq and is a predicted model, not a curated record. Gene Ontology annotation, biological process: receptor-mediated endocytosis; intracellular protein localization.
GUCUCCGGGUCCGAGACGCGGAAGCCCGAGCGAGAUGGGCGCGCCGGGCCGGGUCCUGCUGUGGCUGCAGCUCUGCGCGCUGACGCGGGCCGCCUACAAAUUCUGGGUCCCCAACACCGACUUCGACGCCGCCGCCAACUGGAGCCAGAACCGGACCCCGUGCGCGGGCGCCGCCGUCGAGUUCCCCGCGGACAAGAUGGUGUCAGUCCUGGUGCGAGAAAGUCACAGCAUCUCGGACAUGCUCUUGCCGCUGGACGGGGAAUUCGUCCUGGCCUCAGGAGCUGGAUUCAGCGCCCUGGACAUCGGCUCGCACCUGGACUGUAGCACAGGCGGCCCUGCGCUCUUCCGCGACCCCGACCGCUUCUGCUGGCACGACCCGCGCCUGUGGCGCUCCGGAGACGCGGCGCACGGUCUCUUCUCCGUGGACGCCGAGCGCGUGCCCUGCAGCCACGACGACGUCAUCUUCCCGUCCGACGCCUCCUUCCGGGUGGGUCUCGGCCCGGGCGCCGGCACGGUGCGCGUCCGCAGCGUCCGGGCUCUGGGCCAGACGUUCACGCGCGACGAGGACCUGGCUGCUUUCCUGGCGUCCCGCGCGGGCCGCCUGCGCUUCCACGGGCCGGGCGCGCUGAGCGUGGGCCCCGAGGCCUGCGCGGACCAGUCGGGCUGCGUCUGCGGCCACGCCGAGGUGCAGCCGUGGAUCUGCGCAGCACUGCUCCAGCCCCUGGGUGGCCGCUGCCCCCAGGCUGCCUGCCGAGACCCCCUCCGGCCCGAAGGGCAGUGCUGCGACCUCUGCGGAGCCAUCGUAUCGCUGACCCAUGGCCCGGCCUUUGACCUGCAGCGGUACCGGGCGCGGCUGCUGCACGCCUUCCUGGCUCUGCCCCAGUAUCAGGGGCUGCAAAUGGCCGUGUCCAAGGUUCCGCGCCAGCCCCGGCUCCGCGAAGCCUCAGGCGCGAAGACAGACACGGAGAUCCAGGUGGUGCUGGUGGAGACCGGCCCCGAGACCGGCGGCGCGGGGCGCCUAGCCCGGGCCCUCCUGGCGGACAUCGCGGAGCACGGCCAAGCCCUCGGGGUCCUAUCGGCCACCGCUCGAGAGUCGGGCGCGCCCGUUGGGGGCGGCUCGGCGGCGGGGCUGAACGCGCCGGGGCCGCGCGCGGGGCUGGCGGGCGGCCUGGCGGCCGCGCUGCUCCUAUUACUGCUGGCGUUGCUGGCGGGGGCGCUGCUGCUGCGCCGCGCGGGGAGGCUCAGGUGGAGGAGGCGCGACGAGGCGGACCCCGCGCCGGCUGGGGCGCCCGUGGGCUUCCACAACCCUGUGUUCUACGCGGCGGACCCGGCGGAGGCGCUCCCCGCCCCGCAGCUGGACGUCUGGAGCUCCAGCCGCAGCUACUUCGUUAAUCCGCUCUUUGGCGAAGCCGAGGCCGAGGCCUGAGCGGCCGCGGAACCUGCCCCCGCCCCCGCGCCGGCGUCGCAGGCCCUGCGGGAUACCCUCUGCUGGCCAAGGACAGGGUGUCCUUGCUCAAUAAAGGGCUUUCCCGCACCUGCAGUCAGCCGUGGACACAC